Molecule: messenger RNA, 540 nt
Organism: Salvelinus fontinalis (brook trout)
Lineage: Eukaryota; Metazoa; Chordata; Actinopteri; Salmoniformes; Salmonidae
Product: NAD(P)H dehydrogenase [quinone] 1-like
Cellular component (GO): cytosol
Molecular function (GO): NAD(P)H dehydrogenase (quinone) activity
Source: RefSeq, a predicted model, not a curated record
GGAGUUUUUCUCUUUCUUGUUUUCUUCUUUGUGUACGUGUAACUCGAGACUCUGGUGUUAUGUAACCGCUCAAUCACAGUUUCAAUCAAACCAUGUUUCUCACGCGAAUAUCCGUGGGCGGUUCCAUAGUGAUAAGAGCUGCGCGCUGCGGCACCGGACAAAGGCGCAGGUUUUCCCCUCGAGUUGCAGAAGAGCGAGAGCCCAGAUCCGGGGAAGGACCGAUCAUAAACACGCGUCAUGGCUCAGAAGACAGUGCUGAUUGUGUACGCCCAUCAGAGUGGGGAGUCCUUUAACUCGGCAGCGAAGGAUGUUGCCGUGGAAGCCCUCAGACAGCAGGGCUACAAGGUUGUUGUGUCUGACCUCUACGCCAUGAACUUCAGAGCCUCCGCCACAAUGGAGGAUAUCACAGGUGAGGUGAAGAACCCGGAGCACUUCAAGUACGGAGAGGAGACCAUGCAAGCCUGGAAGGAGGGUCGACUCAGUGAUGACAUCGUAGCUGAGCAGCGGAAAGUGGAGGCGGCGGAGCUCGUCAUCUUCCAG